Messenger RNA from Chaetomium fimeti, 1678 nucleotides. RefSeq names its product autophagy-related protein 27. The transcript has 3 exons. The record is from RefSeq and is a predicted model, not a curated record. Bases 118 to 1299 code for a protein of 393 amino acids. Lineage: Eukaryota; Fungi; Ascomycota; Sordariomycetes; Sordariales; Chaetomiaceae.
ACGCGACAGCCAGAAGCAACCCCUUAAUAAUCCCAACCGACGGGCUGUCUUUUCUUGCGCACCCAUCCCCAACCCGACACCACCGCCCAAGCCGCAACCGAAAAAUCACACACCACCAUGAAGACACCAUCAACCUGGUGGCCCGCCAUCCUCCUCCUCUCCCCUACCGCAUCCGCAAUCACAACCACCCCCUCCGCACCAGCCGCAGCCGCAGCAGCAGCGGCGCCCGCCCCCCUAACAUGCGACAACAUCCUCGUCCCCGCAGCCAACAACAACGCCAACAGCAAGGGAGAGGGGGAAGAAAAGGAGCAACAUAAGUAUGACCUGCGCGCGCUGGCGGGGCCGCACGCCGUCGUCACCCACGAGUUCACGCGCCCGACGUACCACAAUACGACGUACGCGAUCGAUUUGUGCGCGCCGCUAAAGAGGAAGGGCGAGGUGGAGCCGGGGGAGGCGUGUCCUGAUGGGACGAGAGUGUGCGCGAUCAAACACCGCUGGGACCACAAGGAGGAUAAAUCCGCGGGCAUCGACCAGGUCAUCCCCAUCGUGGUCGGCGACGAGGACAAGGCGAUAACGUGGAGCGCGAAGCAACUGCCGAAGACAGGGGCGCAAAAGGGCGGCAAGAAGGAGGGCCUGCGGCUGACGCUGCAGGGGCACACGUCGUACCAGGAGCGGGCGCAGCGUACCGUCGUCGAGUUCAGGUGUAACCCCGACCUGGAGGGGACCGAGAACGAGUGGGAGAGCGUGGAUGUGUACGAGCCGGGUGAGGAGAAGAAGAGUGCGCGGCGGGCGGAGGAGGGAGAGAAGAAGGACGGUGAUAAGGAGGGGGACAAGAAGGGUGAUGGCGAGGGCGAUAAGAAAGACGACAAGGGGGACGACAAGGGGGAUGAUGACGAGGAGAAGAGCACGCCCGAGAAGCAGCUCAAGAAGGACGGUGCGGCGCUCGUGUGGGAGGGCUACAAGCGGGAGAGCGAGGACGGCGUGGAAGUGGACACGCUGUAUCUGACGUGGUACACCAAGCAUGUGUGCGAUUCGGCGGUGGAUGAGCCGGAGCCCGCCAAAGAGAGCUCGCAUUGGGGGUUCUUUACCUGGCUGGUCAUCCUGGUCUUCCUCGCGACUGCAUCCUACCUCAUCUUCGGCUCGUGGCUCAACUACAACCGGUACGGCGCACGCGGCUGGGAUCUGCUCCCGCACGGCGACACGCUCCGCGACGCCCCCUACCUGAUGAGGGACCUUAUUCGCAAGGCGCUCAACACACUGCAGAGCACGGGUAGUCGCGGUGGGUACUCGGCUGUCUAGGCGGGCAGUCGGCUUCUAAGAGUGGAUGGUCUACCGAAGCUAGGAUCACGCUGAAACAUUUCGUUGCCGGGUACAGAUUAGACAUGCUCGUAUAGUUUUGCGGUUGUUAUUGAGUUGGAUGAUAGCGCUGGGUUUGUGCUAGGUUCCAUUGGGGGGGUCGGACAUGGCAUGGUCACGUCAUAGUUGGCACUCGAGGCGUUGGGGUUUGUCUGUUGGUGCGUCGCUGACCCGGUAGUUGUAUCAUUAAGUGUAGCUUGUAAGGAUACAGCGUUCUCACCCCUUGGGUGCCAGGGUGCCUCGCUGGUCCUCGGUUCUGCUGUGUAUGUACAUACACAGUAAGUGGUGGAGAAGAAUCCGGGGGUGGGGCCGUUCAAUCACC